This is a messenger RNA of Parnassius mnemosyne (clouded apollo), 678 nucleotides long. The record is from the annotation of a GenBank genome assembly. Lineage: Eukaryota; Metazoa; Arthropoda; Insecta; Lepidoptera; Papilionidae.
AUGUUCCUGGUGUAUUUUCAUAAUUUGGAAAUAAAUACAUACGUGCAUGCAUUAUUGAAGGCUAUCUUUGAAGAAGAAGAACCUGCAGUGUCGGCAACAGCGGCGUUCAUAGCAAUGAGCCUUUUUACAUUCCAUUGCUCGAGGCGAUGCUACGAGUCUCAUCUUCUCCAAGUGUUCGCGAGCUCUGGCAAGAUCAACAUAUGGCACUAUGGGAUUGCCUACGUACACUAUAUGACAUUUAUUUUGGCCACCGUUGGAAAAGCGCCGCUGUUUUGCGGUGAUCGAGUAAAAGAGAACAUUCGAUGGAUAGAUACUCGAACUGAAAUUCUAUGUAUACCAUGCAUUCUGAUUUUCCUUCUGGCCUCUUACGAGCAGUAUAAAAGCAACGUCAUACUAGCUAACCUGCGUAAAGACAAGAAGACAGGAGCCGUGGUCACUGAAGAGCACAGAGUACCUCGCGGCAGGUUGUUCGAGUGCGUCUCCAGUCCGCACAGACUAUGCGAGGUUAUCCUCUACAUCGUCAUCGCUGUUCUGAUACCUACGAAGACGAUAAUAAUUAUGUGUGUGUGGGUGCUAUGCAAUCAGGUCCAGUGUGCCUUCUUCGUCCACGUGUGGUAUAGAAAAACUUUCAAAUACUACCCCGAUAACAGGAUGGCAAUUAUUCCUUAUUUAUUGUGA